AGUGUGGCGCUGUUGUUAAAGAGUGCUGCUGAUGGGAUGGCUGAGUUGAAGUAGAUUUUUUUUUUUAAAUAUUUAUUCAUUUACCUAAAAUCAUUUAGUUUGGCUAGAAACUUCAACAAAUUAACAAGCUUUAAAUAAAAGUGGAGAAAAAGUAAUAAAAAAAUAUAUUUUAAAAAAUAAAGAAAAACAAAAAAAAAGUAACUCAAGUUUUAAAUAAGAGUUACUUAGCCAAAUAAUAACAAUAUAUAUAUAUAAAAAAAAGAAACAAACGUAAUACAAUUAACACAUUCAGUGUUGAAGUAAUAAUAGCACAAAAAAAAUAUAAUAAAAGUUACAUAAAAUAUAUAAAAUGUUGGAAACUGAAAUGAUGCAACAGCCAAAAUUAAACGGUCCCAGCAAUGCUGAUGAUUACGAUCCUUAUGUCUGCUCCCUGCCAGCCGACCUCAAAAAGGUAGCCAAAGAAGAGCUGCACGAAGAUGAAAACAUACGCAAACAGGCAUUGGCACAAUUUCGCGAAUGGAUCGGCAAACAUCCACACAUUAAGAAAUGUCGUACAGACACCAUUUUCCUGUUGAGAUUUUUGCGCACCAAGAAAUUCUCCGUACCAGCCGCCUGUGAAAUGUUGGAACGUUACUUGACCAUACGACAACUCUUUCCACAAUGGUUCAAGAAACUCGAUAUUGAAGAUCCAGCUAUAAAUGAAAUUUUCGAAAACGGCUAUUUGGUACCUUUGCCCCAACGUGAUGAACAUGGACGUCAAGUGAUAUUCUCUGUGGCCGCUAAAUUUGAUCCUUACAAAUUCACCUCAGUACAAAUGGCCCGCAUACAUUCGUUGAUCUGUGAAGCUUUGCUGGACGAUGAGGAAUCACAGGUGGCCGGCUAUGUGUAUGUGAAUGAUGAGAGUGGCAUGAAUAUGGGUUUUGUGAGUUUGUGGUCGUUGACAGAUUUGAGGAGUAUCAUUAAGUGUAUACAGAAUUCGACACCAAUGAGACACAAGGAAACCCAUUUCAUUAAUAUUCCCCACUAUGCCAACAGAAUUAUUGAGUUGGCCGUUUCCAUGUUGAGCGAUAAAUUGAAGAAGCGUAUUAUUGUCCACAAAAAUGUUGAAGCCCUUAAGACCAAAAUCGAUCCUGCCAUUUUACCCAAAGAAUAUGGUGGCACUGUACCCUUGGCCGAUAUGAUUAAAGAAUUCAAAGUGAAAUUGCAACAGAAACGUGCUGCCAUCUUGGCUCUAGAUGACAUGCAAAUUGAAGUGACAAAAGAUGCCGCCAACUUUGCAGGCAAUGAUAUUGGUGACAUUGAUGCCGGCGUAGUGGGUAGUUUUAGAAAACUAGAAGUAGAUUAAAUGAAUGGCUUCCCCAGCAAUAUGCGACAACAAAUCCUUAAAGAAAAUCUUCUCAUGUUCUUUUACUUUUUAAUGUUUAGUAUUUAGUUUAACUAUUGUUUAUUUUUUUUUAAUUUUUGGUAUUUUUAAGUUUUUUUUAAAUGUCUAUUAUUAAUGAAAAAUAUGUAUAUGAAACGUUAUGUAUUUGAAAUUGUAUACUGAUUACGAUGAUGAUGAUGAUGCUGUUCAUCAUCUUCAUCAUUUUGAUGAUUAAAAUGUAUUUGUAAAAAACUAGGUAGGUUAAAUUCCCAACGGUAUUACAUACUUACUAUUUAUUUACUGCAUAUACAAACAUUUUAUGAUACAAAACACACAUUUUUAAAAAUGCAUAUCCAUGUAUAAUAUUCUACAUUAUUCUUUUCAACAACAUGUAGAGCGGACAAAGAAAUUCUAACUUAAACUGCUGUUGUAUUUAUUAUUAUCAUUAUUAUUCUUUUUUUAUAUACAUUAUAUAUAAACUAUUUACAUAUAUGUUUUAUUAUAUUGUCAUGUAAUUUUUUUGUCUACUUGUGAAUGUGUAGUUUAGUUAUUAAAUUUGACUUUUUUUAAAAAAAAAUAUACAAAAACCCACAAAUAAAUGUAAUAUAUAAUUAAAAAAAA
Molecule: messenger RNA, 1984 nt
Organism: Calliphora vicina (urban bluebottle blowfly)
Lineage: Eukaryota; Metazoa; Arthropoda; Insecta; Diptera; Calliphoridae
Product: clavesin-1
Exons: 3
Coding region: 350-1345 (331 amino acids)
Cellular component (GO): membrane
Molecular function (GO): phosphatidylinositol bisphosphate binding
Source: RefSeq, a predicted model, not a curated record